Molecule: messenger RNA, 1879 nt
Organism: Megalopta genalis
Lineage: Eukaryota; Metazoa; Arthropoda; Insecta; Hymenoptera; Halictidae
Product: beta-1,3-galactosyltransferase 1
Biological process (GO): protein O-linked glycosylation
Cellular component (GO): Golgi membrane
Molecular function (GO): hexosyltransferase activity
Source: RefSeq, a predicted model, not a curated record
AGAACUGACAGAAGAACGCAGAUAUAGAAUCAGUAGCGCCAGUCCAGUCAAGUCCAGUGACUCAGUGACUGUCAGUGACUGCACGAGUCACUGCGGUACAUUUGGGUUCGUUGCAACACGAACUCCUUUAUUUUUUUUUAACUUCUCGAUUAUAAAAAUGUAUUGUCAAAAUUACACGAUACCAUUCCACGAAUCGUAAGUUGGAACAUACGACGGAAGAGUAAAUGAAGUGCUGCCAAAUGCAGCGAGACGCAAUCAUCUCAUCUCAAAGAUGGACAGAUUGCGACUGUUGCCAUUGGAAUUACCAUCAGCCACUAAUAUAAACAAUAAUGGAGUAGUUAAAGGGAAGACAUCGUUUGUCCGGAGAUUAGCAGUAGGAUUUGUCAUUUUGGCUACAUUAGGUUUAUUAUAUGUACCAGCAUAUCAUUCUGCCCAAAGCCCAUUCUCAGGCUUAGGUGAGACUCCAUCCCCCGCAGAGUCUGUUGGUGAUACGCAUUCAGUAGCAUCCCUGGCACAGCUGCAAGGAUGGACAUAUAAUACUUCAAGAGAUCUGUGUGCAUAUAUUCAUCCAGAGAAUACAACUUCAGUUCUAAAUCCUAUUAACAUUUGUUCUCCGCCACCAUAUUUACUAAUAGUUGUUUGUUCUGCUGUUACAAAUCAUAAUGCCAGAGCAGCUAUACGGAAUACAUGGGCUAAUAAGACCAUUUUAGAAACUAUAUAUAAUUCAACGGUAAAAGUAGCUUUUCUUUUAGGACAAAGUGACAAUGACACUCUAAAUAAUAUAAUCGCUGAUGAAAAUCAACAAUAUAAUGACAUUAUUCAAGAAAGAUUUUAUGAUACAUACAAUAACUUAACAUUAAAAUCUGUUAUGAUGCUGAAAUGGGUAACAUUUAAUUGUAAACAAGCUAAAUAUCUUAUGAAAACUGAUGAUGACAUGUUUGUAAAUAUUCCUAUGUUAAUGAAAACAUUACAAUCCAGACCACAAUCUACUGAUACAUUAUUGGGAUCUCUUAUUUGCAAUGCAAAACCCAUUCUAGACCCCAACAACAAAUGGUACACGCCAAAAUAUAUGUAUUCAGAAAAAAUAUAUCCUAAUUAUUUGUCGGGUACAGGAUAUGUAAUGAGUCUAGAUGUUGCAUUUAAAUUGUACCAAGCAGCAUUAACGAUGCCAUUACUCCAUUUAGAAGAUGUUUACAUUACAGGUCUUUGUGCGAAACGCGCAAAAGUCCGGCCUGUAAAUCAUCUUGGUUUUAGUUAUAUUCCAAGGAAAUUAGAUCCUUGCAUAUUAAGAAACGUUAUAACAGCACACAAAGUGAAUUCGUCUAAUAUGUAUGUAAUAUGGAACAAAUUGCACGAUACAAAUCUAUCUUGCAAUAAUCGUUCUCAUACCGACAAAAAGGCAGUCAAAUUAAGCCGAAAAGGUAGAAAUGUUGGAUAUUACAUAGUGAAAAGAAUAUUAAGCAACAAAUGCGUUUAAAAUAACUAGCUUUUUAAAGAUUGAAUCUAUUAUUUAUUCUUGAUUUAAUGUUUGUUAAAAGUCAACAAUUCAAUGAAUACAAAGAUCUAAAAUAGACCAAGGAACGUUGUUUCAGAAUAACUUAAGAUCAGCAUAAGUAUUAAUAGAUCUGGAAACACUUUAAAAGAACUAAAAACCGUGCUUCCUUUAAAUUUCGUUCGACAACACUAUAAUCUCUGCUAUAUAUUUUUACAGCAAGAAAGACUUGUAUUUGAUGUUUAACAAUAAUUAAUGAAGGUUUUAUACGGUAUUUUUCCAUUUAAAUAGCAGUAGUUCUUAAGAAAACACUGUCAAUUAGAUUUCUUGUAUAAACAGUUAAAUCCUUUGCCUAAAUGUAUAAAAGUUUCAUGAUUCUAUCAUCUA